Dendronephthya gigantea is the source of this 390-nucleotide messenger RNA. RefSeq names its product galectin-3-binding protein A-like. NCBI's taxonomy places the organism in Eukaryota, Metazoa, Cnidaria, Anthozoa, Malacalcyonacea, Nephtheidae. The record is from RefSeq and is a predicted model, not a curated record. Gene Ontology annotation, cellular component: membrane. The transcript has 3 exons. The coding region runs from base 1 to 390 and encodes 129 amino acids.
AUGGCGUUGAGAAUAUUUUUCUUUAAAUUUAUGGCCAAGCCACACAUCAGGUUACAAGGUCCGUUAAGUUCAAAUGGUACUGGUCGUGUCGAAGUUUUCUAUAAUAAAAAAUGGGGAACAAUCUGUGAUGAUAAUUGGGAUAUAAGAGAUGCUCGAGUGGCCUGUCGUCAACUUGGUUAUCGGAAUGCUCUCAGAGCUCUGGGUAGUGGCCAAGUUCCACCUGGUUCAGGACAAAUAUGGCUAGAUGAGGUUAGAUGCACUGGGAAUGAGCAAGAACUGUCCAGUUGUUCUUCUCGAUGGUGGGGACGCCAUGACUGCAGCCAUUCUAAAGAUGCUGGAGUAGCAUGUUCCUCUGGAGGAUUUGAAUUAAAGCAUUUAUCAUCUGCAUAG